GAUGCUGCGCUCGGUCUUCUGCUCCAUCUGGGGGGGUCUGGGCGCCUUCUACUGCCUGGUGGUCUCCUCCACCGCCCUGGCCGACGGGCCCUGGUGCGAAACCAAGCCGGGGAAGUGGGAAUCCCCCUUCAAGGGUCUCAGCGGCAGCUACCUCCAGAACAAGACGCUGUGGGAGCUGUGCGCGAACCCCCCGUCCAUCGUCCUCUGGCACAUCGUGCUGUUCUCCAUCCUGCUGGGGCUGAGCCUGGUGGAGAUGGCGCUGUGCGCCAUCCAGGUGGUCAACGGCCUCCUGGGCACCGCCUGUGGCGACUGCCGGAAGGACAGCGACCGAGCCGGGGAAGGCCUGUGAGACCGACCGACCGACUGACCGGCCGAAGCUCCUACACCGACACAUCCACUCCUCCGCCCAAUAGCCCCCUCCCCAAACGUCUUGGCCAGCAGGGGUGCAAUCUGGAAGGUUUAUUGGAAGACACACACACACACACACACCCAAAUAAACUGUAGCCUCCGUC
Molecule: messenger RNA, 512 nt
Organism: Notechis scutatus (mainland tiger snake)
Lineage: Eukaryota; Metazoa; Chordata; Lepidosauria; Squamata; Elapidae
Source: RefSeq, a predicted model, not a curated record